AUGGCGGAGCUGGUGCAGGGGCAGAGCGCUCCGGUGGGGAUGAAAGCCGAGGGCUUCGUGGACGCCCUGCACCGGGUCCGGCAGAUUGCUGCUAAAAUUGAUUCAAUUCCUCACUUGAAUAAUUCCACACCUCUAGUGGACCCCUCAGUGUAUGGAUACGGAGUCCAGAAACGGCCCUUGGAUGACGGAGUAGGUAACCAGUUAGGGGCCUUGGUACAUCAAAGGGCAGUAAUAACAGAAGAAUUCAAAGUGCCUGAUAAAAUGGUUGGAUUUAUUAUCGGCAGGGGAGGUGAGCAGAUUUCACGGAUUCAAGCAGAAUCUGGUUGCAAAAUUCAGAUUGCUUCAGAGAGUUCUGGGAUUCCAGAGAGGCCCUGUGUACUUACCGGAACCCCAGAAAGUAUUGAACAAGCCAAACGGCUCCUGGGGCAGAUUGUGGAUCGCUGUCGGAAUGGACCUGGCUUUCAUAACGACAUAGACGGCAAUAGCACCAUCCAGGAAAUUCUUAUCCCCGCGUCUAAAGUGGGUCUGGUCAUCGGCAAAGGAGGGGAAACAAUAAAGCAGCUGCAGGAGCGGACCGGUGUGAAAAUGGUCAUGAUCCAGGACGGCCCGUUGCCUACGGGAGCAGACAAGCCUCUCCGCAUCACCGGGGACCCGUUCAAAGUACAGCAAGCAAGAGAAAUGGUGUUGGAGAUCAUCCGGGAGAAGGACCAAGCUGACUUCCGAGGCGUCCGCGGUGACUUCAGCGCCCGUGUGGGAGGAGGCAGCAUAGAGGUGUCUGUGCCGAGGUUUGCUGUUGGGAUUGUAAUAGGAAGAAAUGGGGAGAUGAUCAAAAAGAUUCAGAAUGAUGCCGGGGUGAGGAUUCAGUUCAAGCCAGACGAUGGUGUUAGUCCGGAGAGAGCCGCACAAGUCAUGGGGCCCCCAGAUCGGUGUCAGCACGCAGCACACGUCAUCAAUGAGCUUAUUCUUACAGCCCAGGAAAGAGAUGGCUUUGGAGGCCUCGCGGUGGCCAGAGGACGAGGUCGUGGCCGUGGCGACUGGAGCGUGGGUGCCCCCGGGGGCGUCCAGGAGAUAACGUACACCGUGCCGGCGGAUAAGUGCGGCCUCGUCAUCGGCAAAGUCCCUGGAAGGGCUAUCCACCUGGUGAUGAUCCCAAACACCAGGGCGAACAUCUCCUCAGCGGCCUCUGACCUGAGCCGCUCCAACCAGCAGGUGACACCCUUCGAAAUCAAGGCACACUCCCGCCCUGAGUUUUGUCCUUCCUCUUCCCCACCCGGAAACGACCAGAAAAAGCCGGUCACGGAAGAGGACGCCUGGCUGGUCUAA
Puma concolor (puma) is the source of this 1323-nucleotide messenger RNA. Lineage: Eukaryota; Metazoa; Chordata; Mammalia; Carnivora; Felidae. The record is from RefSeq and is a predicted model, not a curated record.